AUGAGCGAGCAGGACGCGGCUGUGGAGGCGGCUCCGGCAACACCUACGCCCGCUAAAGUGGUCGAAAACGCAGAACCGACCGAGAAGAUGACGGUUGACGCGAAAGUGGCCGAGGAGGCGGCCACGAAGCACGAAGAAAAGCCCAAGGCGGGCGACGAACAGGCCGCGACGCCGCUCAAGCGCCGCACGUCGAGUCCCCGCGUGGCCAAGCAGCCCAAAGAGACGGAGGGCGACGAUACCGAGUCAGAGCCUGAGAAACACCCUAAAAAACGCGCAAAAACCACGAAGGGAGCCAAACGAGGCCCCAAGCCUGGCCGUAGAAAGAAGGCUGCGAUUGAGACCGAAGACGACGCGGUCGAGGAGCAAAGGGAGGUGGAGAAAAAGGUGGCGGCUCUAAGUGACGAUGUCAAGGGCAGAUUCGGCCAGAUUGUAUGGGCCAAGAUGGCAGGCUACCCGUUCUGGCCCUGUAUCAUCACGGACCCACGUUUGUUACCCAAGAAGCUGCAGGAGACGGCCAUGAAGCACCUGGAGACUAAAUUUCUGGUGUUUUUCUACGUAUCCAACAAUUACGCCCCCAUCUCCUUCAAGAUGAUCGAGUCAUGGGACGAUACAAAGAAUAAAUACCGCGAAGGAUACCCGGAGAAGGACUCGAAGGCUCCCAAGCGACGUGCUAAGCUCAUGUUGGCAAUUGAAGUGGCAGAUAAAGAGACCAAGCUGCCGAUUGAGGACAGAGCGGACGGUCUAUUGAAGCCUGUAGAGAUGGUAGCAGUACAGCAGCCAGCAGAUAUGCCUACCCCUGUGAAGCGAAAGCCUGGUCGACCUCCCAAGGCCAAGACAGCGCCCAAGGCUACGCCAACGAAAACCCCCAAGAAGCGAUUGACAAAGGACGAGACGGAGGAAGUGACAGACGAAAAGGAAGCUACGCCUGCGAUUACACAAGAAGAGGAGGAGGAAACGACACCACCGCUGAGCAAGGAGGAGAUUAAGGCGAAGGUGGCAAGUCGCAAGACGCCCAAGAAGAAAGGAGCGGAUGACGUCGUCAAUGCAGCGGGAGCUUCUGUUAAGAAGGCACCGAAAGCCACGACAAAACACAAGUUGAACGGUUCGGACAUUGAUAGCAAGCGCAAGAAGGAGAUUGAGCUGGUGGUCCCCCAUAAGACCGUCAAGUCAGCCGAUAUUCGCGAGAUGACGGAGGAAGCAGCCAAGAAGAAGCUGAAUGGACCGAAGAGCAAGACCAAGAAGGACAAGGGAGACUACAAGGUGGGCGACUUGGCCUCGUUCGCCAGUAAGAUGACGCGGCUACACAUGAAGGAAUCGUCGCGGAAUAACGACGAGCUGGUCGUUAUGAUGCAGGAGCUUUUCAAAGAAACGCUCAUGUAUCGCUCGGACGUGGAGCGAUCGGGACUGGCAGCGAUCAUUGCGCUGCUGCGCAAGAGCUCGAAUCAAACGGUCGGCAAGACGGCGAGCGCGCUUCGCAAGCACAUGAUGAACAUUUUGAACAAUGACACAGAGAUCACCCAUUUGGGCAAGAAAGGCCACCAAGACACUGCGGCUUCUGGCAUCAAGAAGCGGAAAGCGGAGAAUGGGAGUGCAGUGAAGACAGAAGAGCAGACAAAGGUAUCAUCUCCAGAGAACAGUGGUGGUAAGGAAGACUCUGCUGCGAAGGAUAAGGCUGCUUCUUCUGCUGUGAAUGCGUUGCCCACAACGAAAGCAGAAGAAUCGAAGGAAUCGAAGGAUGCUGAAGUGAAAGAAGCGAAUAAACCCGUGGAAAAUGUGGCAGCACAGCCAGCAGUUGCGGAGCAUGAAGUAGUGAAAACGGAGGGAUCUGCUGCUGCUGAGGUGGGAGCAGUCAAGGAAGAGCGAUCAGCGGUUCCAGUGAAGACGGAGAAGACUGAUGAUGGCGCAGUGAAAGACACAGAUAUGUUUGAAGCACCUGAACACAUGGACAAGAACCGAACGAUCUUUGUGAACAUGCUGAGCGAGAUCCUCGACCAGGACGGAGCAAAGCGUGCUGACCUGGCAACGGAAAUUGAGGCCGCAUUGUUCGAGCGCUUCAAGGAGAGCAGCGAAGAUUACUUGACACAAGCGCGUAUCAUCAUAUUUGGCCUGAAGGAGAACGCCCCCAUGCGGAAGCGACUCUUUUCUGGUGCCCUACACUGCCUCGAGUUCGCAUACGCCGACGAUGCGGUAAGUCAAGUAGCUGCGUUUAUGGAGUUGAUCAAAGUUGAUGACGCUCACGAGUGUUUUGUUGACAGUUUUUCAAGGCGUCGGAGUGAUCGUAGGAAACUUAUUCGUCUACUCUUUGAGAUAUUGCCGAAAACAAACUCAAAGAGUUCGAACUUGUUUAUCUUGUUUCAUUUUUUAUCAUGA
This is a messenger RNA of Phytophthora nicotianae INRA-310, 2370 nucleotides long. RefSeq lists its product as hypothetical. The transcript has 3 exons. Gene Ontology annotation, biological process: DNA-templated transcription. NCBI's taxonomy places the organism in Eukaryota, Oomycota, Peronosporomycetes, Peronosporales, Peronosporaceae. The coding region runs from base 1 to 2370 and encodes 789 amino acids. The record is from RefSeq and is a predicted model, not a curated record.